AUUAUCUCUCUCUCACACACAAAAAAGCCCCCUCUCUCAUAAAACUACUUUCUGUUCCUUCACUUUCAUUUUCUUCACUGACAAGAGGAAUACCUGCACACUUUCUCACGCACGCACGCAUACUGAAAACAGAACCCGAGCAGAGCCCACUCCUUCAGAAACAUACAUCACACACUCUCUCUCUCUCUCUCUAGCUAUGUGGAUAUGAUAAGAGCCUCUUGGCAGAGCUGCAGAGAGAGAGAGAGAGAGAGAGUGGUCAGGGAGAACCAGAAGCGGACAGAGCAGAGAAAACACAGAUUUUUCCAGCCAUAUCAUACCUUAUUAUUUCGCCUUUCCUUCUCUGCCACUCGAUUCAUCAAAUCCUUAAGAAACCCAUAUAACUCUCACUUUCUCAACCAAACCUCCACACCUAACCCACCAACUAGCACACCCCAUAAACCUCUUCUUCUCUCCCUUCAUAUAAUAGGAGUUAUGUUUUUGAGAGUUCACUAACUUUGGAGGCUUUAAUUUCUUGAGAAGUCUCACAGAAUUCAUCAAACACUUUUUCUUGAACUUGUUUCUUUCAACUGUGUUUGUUUUCCAUGGAGUCCUACAACUAUUUUGAUAACAAUGAUGCCCAUUUGCCUCCUGGCUUUCGCUUCCACCCUACUGAUGAAGAACUUAUCACCUACUACCUCUUGAAGAAGGUCUUGGACAGUAACUUCACAGGUAGAGCCAUUGCUGAAGUUGACCUCAACAAGUGUGAACCUUGGGAGCUACCUGAUAAAGCGAAGAUGGGAGAGAAAGAGUGGUACUUCUUCAGCUUGCGUGACCGCAAGUACCCAACUGGGCUUAGAACUAACAGGGCUACUGAGGCUGGGUACUGGAAAGCCACUGGGAAAGAUAGGGAGAUCUAUAGCUCAAAGACUUGUUCUCUGGUUGGGAUGAAGAAGACGUUGGUGUUCUACAGAGGGAGAGCCCCUAAGGGAGAGAAGAGCAACUGGGUCAUGCAUGAGUAUCGCCUUGAAGGCAAAUUUGCUUACCAUUACCUCUCUAGGAGCUCCAAGGAUGAAUGGGUCAUAUCGAGAGUCUUCCAGAAGAGCGGCUCCGGUACUGGCGGCACCGCCACUAGUGGAGGAGGUGGAGGAAGUGGCUCAAAGAAAACAAGGCUCAGCUCUGGUAUUAGCCUUUACCAAGAACCAAGCUCACCCUCCUCAGUCUCAAUCUCACUCCCACCGCUCCUUGACUCUUCGCCCUAUCCCAGCGCCACUGCCACCGCUCGUGACGGUUGCUCGUACGACAGCCCAAUUGCCAAGGAGCACGUGUCCUGUUUCUCCACCAUUGCAGCCACAACCACCGCUGCCACAAGCAACAACAACUUCAACCCCAGCUUCGAAAACCUCGUCGCUCCUCAGAUUUCAAACGUGGACCCAUUUGCACGCUUUCCAAGAAGCCUCGGAGUUUCAGCUUUUCCAAGCCUCAGAUCAUUGCAAGAGAAUCUUCAGCUGCCUUUCUUUUUCACUCAGCAGACUAUGGCUCCGCCGCCGCCGCCGCAGCCACCUCAGCUUCAUGGUGGCUCAGCCGCCGAGCUGGGUCUGGCUGGUGGGACAUGGCCUAUGCAGGAGGAUAACUCAAAGGUUGAGAAUGGUAGUGGUGGUUGUGUUAGGAUGGGCAUGGGUCCCACUGAGCUUGACUGCAUGUGGACCUACUGAGACUUUAGUAUUUCAGUUUUAUGAUAAUGACUGUUAUGUACUAAGCGUUAUUAUUAGGGUAGGUUUGGAAUUAUCUUUGUUUUUCGCUAUCAGAGUCAGAACUAAGAUCAGAGGGUUCAAGCUUCAGCUAAUAUUUGACCUUUGUUGCUAAGAAAGUGACUCAUUUGUUGUAUGUAUGAAGUAUUAACCAGCUCUUAUUAUGUAAUUUGGUUAUGUUUCUAUGA
This is a messenger RNA of Quercus lobata, 1915 nucleotides long. It is a transcript of the gene CUC1, whose product is annotated as NAC (No Apical Meristem) domain transcriptional regulator superfamily protein. Lineage: Eukaryota; Viridiplantae; Streptophyta; Magnoliopsida; Fagales; Fagaceae. Gene Ontology annotation, molecular function: DNA binding. The record is from RefSeq and is a predicted model, not a curated record. Gene Ontology annotation, biological process: regulation of DNA-templated transcription. The coding region runs from base 582 to 1691 and encodes 369 amino acids. The transcript has 3 exons.